AUGACGCGUGAGAUCUUGCAUAAUCCCAUCUUAACCCUGGACUCUGAGUAUGCUAACAUGGUUAUGAAUAUGGUUCGGCCAUAUCCGACUACAAUAUUUGUGGAAGGACGAUUAACACUUGAUUUUACUUUUGAUGAGCUGAUGAGGAUUCGCUCUUGGACAUUUCAGAUCAGAAAUCAUCGUGAACUCAUAAUGAAAUCGAUGCUUGGUGUGCAGGAGCCAAAUUUCUUGGACCAGCUUUCCAAAAAUUUAACUAGAUGUGGCGUAACAAAUAACACUCUUAACUUCCUUCGUCUCUGCGUCAUUCUUGAACCGAUGCAAGAACUGAUGUCCCGUCAAAAGGCUUAUAGUCUCAAUCCUCGCGAUUGUCUCAAAACGACUCUUUUUCAGAAGUGGCAAAAAUUGUUAUCGCCCCAAGGUCAGGCGGCAAAGCCAGCACCAGAAAAUAUUCGUCAGCCAAGUAAACGUCGUAAACGUAAAGGAUCUUCAACAAAUUCAGAUGGCGGCGGCGGCGGAGCCGGUGGUCGUACAUCAAAACGAAAGCAAUCGCCCGUUCCUGUCCAGGUGCAGAAUAUAGCUCAGACGUCUGGGGAUGUCAUGAUAGUUGGAGAACCCACUCUAAUGGGCGGUGACUUUGGAGAUGAAGAUGAAAGGCUAAUCACUCGUCUGGAAAACACACAAUACGACGCAGCAGCUGUUGCGGCUGCAGCUGCAGCUGCAGCGGCUGCGGCACAACAGCAGCCACAUCAGCCUGGGAUGCCCCCGGGAAUGUGCGCAGGGCCUCCACCUCCAGGCUCUGGUGUACCAGGUCCCCCUGGAUCUGUUGGAAAUCCUUUAACUCAUCAGCAUAUGUCCCAGCAAGCAAGUCCCUUUAUGUCCGGUGCAGGAGGCAUGCCAGGCCCUGGUUUUCGUGGAGCGCCAAAUAACCAUUGCUAUGCUCCGCCGCCACCAAUGCAGCAGCAACAGCUGCCACCACAUCUUCAGCAGCAACCACCUCCAAUGAUGGCUCCGCCUGGUUCGGGGUCGUAUGGAGGUGGGCCUCUGGGCCCUGCUGGACAAGGUCUGCCACCACCAGGGAUGGCGCCUCAUCACCAGCAGCCAGGACCUUCACAUGGAGGCCCUUCUCCACAUCACCAUCCCCAUCCUCAACAUAUGAUGUCGCCUUGUAAGUAA
This is a messenger RNA of Protopolystoma xenopodis, 1173 nucleotides long. The record is from the annotation of a GenBank genome assembly. Lineage: Eukaryota; Metazoa; Platyhelminthes; Monogenea; Polystomatidea; Polystomatidae.